Rhododendron vialii is the source of this 899-nucleotide messenger RNA. Its product is annotated as ubiquitin-conjugating enzyme E2 28. Gene Ontology annotation, biological process: protein polyubiquitination. The record is from RefSeq and is a predicted model, not a curated record. NCBI's taxonomy places the organism in Eukaryota, Viridiplantae, Streptophyta, Magnoliopsida, Ericales, Ericaceae. The transcript has 5 exons. Gene Ontology annotation, molecular function: ubiquitin conjugating enzyme activity. Gene Ontology annotation, cellular component: nucleus. The coding region runs from base 216 to 662 and encodes 148 amino acids.
AAGUCAGGAUCAUCACGUGCUGGUGCUCCAAGAGCACCGAAUAAUCACUAUCGAGACAAUACAGUUCCGCUUAGAGAACGAGAGAGACUCUUUUUUUGAAGAAGAGAAAAAGCAAGGUACUGCAUACAGCCGUCCUGAAUUGAAUUCCACACAGAAAGCAUCAUCAUCCCCCUCAAUCCUCAGAUCUCCUUGUCCUUGUUCCGAUUCCCUGAGAAAUGGCUUCCAAACGGAUCUUGAAAGAGCUCAAGGAUCUACAGAAGGAUCCUCCCACCUCUUGCAGUGCUGGCCCUGUUGCUGAAGACAUGUUUCAUUGGCAAGCAACCAUAAUGGGUCCCGCUGAUAGUCCAUAUGCAGGUGGAGUUUUUCUUGUUACCAUUCAUUUCCCUCCUGAUUAUCCAUUUAAACCUCCUAAGGUUGCAUUCAGGACAAAGGUUUUUCACCCGAAUAUAAACAGCAAUGGCAGUAUUUGCCUUGAUAUCUUAAAGGAGCAGUGGAGCCCGGCCCUCACUAUCUCCAAGGUGUUGCUGUCAAUCUGUUCAUUGUUGACGGAUCCAAACCCUGAUGAUCCCUUGGUGCCGGAGAUUGCUCACAUGUACAAGACGGAUAAGGCCAAGUAUGAGGCAACUGCACGGAGCUGGACCCAGAAGUACGCCAUGGGCUAGCGUCAUUGAUAGAGCUUUCUAAGGACUUGGUUCUUUAAGUAUGUAGAAAUGGAGUUUGCUUUGUUCAGUUUCUCUGUAACGGAAACGUGUAGACUGGAACUAUGUGGUAAUGCCCAGAGAAAACAAAAAUGUUCCUUCAGAUUGUUUGUAAUGUAUUUGAUUUGUGAAACUAUGGAAAAAUAUUGAUUUAAUCUUGUGAAAUAAUAUAGUAUGGUUGAUUUGGUAAUGUUGCUAAAA